Hyposmocoma kahamanoa is the source of this 1560-nucleotide messenger RNA. RefSeq lists its product as uncharacterized. The transcript has 3 exons. The record is from RefSeq and is a predicted model, not a curated record. The coding region runs from base 1 to 1560 and encodes 519 amino acids. NCBI's taxonomy places the organism in Eukaryota, Metazoa, Arthropoda, Insecta, Lepidoptera, Cosmopterigidae.
AUGACAAAUUGUGAUAGUUGCCAUAAACUUAUUAAUAAACGUAGCCCGGGAAUAGUGUGUAAUCGAUGUGGAAAAACAUUUCAUCUUAAUGCGGAGUGUUCUGGCCUCACGGCAAAGCAACGUACAGCAUUAAAAGUCGCCAACAGCCUGGAAUGGAUGUGCAAGGAGUGCCAAGAUCAUUCACCCAAACGCCGCUCUGUGAUCAUACCGAACGACGACGAAGAUGAGGAGGAUGAGGUAAGCGUGGACUCCAAACCGGGGCUUCAUAUAAACGUUAAGCAAUUACUCAGAGAUAUUUCUAAAGAAAUGGAGAAAACAAUCCAUAAAGAACUUACUGAUGUAACAAAAGCACUUGAAUAUCAAAGCGAUAAAAUGGACGAGUUAACGGAAUCCGUCGAGGGCUUCAAGGCUGCUAUACAAGAAUUAAAAAAGAAAAAUAUAGAACUACAGAAUAGAAACAACCAUCUAGAAACACGUAUAGGAGCCUUGGAACAACGUAUGCAAGAGACGGAACAAGAAAAACUCUCCAAAACGAUCGAAAUAACCAACGUUCCUUGCGACCCGAAGGAGGUGAUUUCCGAAGUGAUAGCAAAAGUCGCGAAUAAGCUACAAGUAACCAAUGACGAAAUUGAGGAGGUCAAAAGGCUACCUAGCAGGAAAGAACAACCAGGUAGAAUAAAGGACUCCAUUGAUGACACAAUUUUAAAUGCCUUUGAACGGAGUGGUGGGAGUCACUUAGAUAUCGCCAACAACUUCGCAAGUCACUUUAGAGAUACUGUUAAAAGCAUAUCUCCACCAUGUAAUAGUAAGCUUUUAAAUGCACAAUCAUACAAAAGACCAGCCACUGUUACAUUACGGCUCCAAAAAGCAACCAAUACAAAAGUCGAGAAGCUUAUUCAGCGCGUGAACAGUAAAAAAGCUCCUGGAAUAGAUGGAAUACGGGCUAUAGAUCUCAAACGUAUCAGCAAACAAGUAUCUGAAGCAAUUGCAAAACUAAUCAACUCUUGCAUAAAACAUGGUAAAUAUCCUCCAGAACUCAAAACUGGUAUAGUACGUCCAAUUCAUAAAAAAGGUUCUAAAAAUGACUAUGAAAACUAUAGACCGAUUACCAUCCUUCCUGUGAUUGAUAAAUUGGUAGAAAAGUUUAUUAGUAAUCAAAUUCUUACUUUCUAUGAAUCUAAUCAGAUACUUAACAGUAAACAGUACGGAUUUCAAAGAGGAAAAAGUACCACUCAGUUGCUGUCGACUUUUACUGACGACGUCAAUAUGCACCUUAAUAAUAAAAAACACGUAUUGGUUGCUUUUAUUGAUUACAGUAAGGCAUUUGACACUCUUCAACACAAAUUGUUAAUAGAAAAAUUGGAUGACUGCGGAAUUAGGGGGCGUGUACAGGAGUGGUGCAAGGAAUACUUAACCGAUAGGGCUUUUUGUGUGAAGGUUGGUGAUGCAACCAGUAUUGAAGAAUGCGUAACACAAGGCACAGCACAAGGAUGCGGAUAUAGAAAUAGCUCUAAAUCGUCUACAAAACGACUUCACCUUAUUGUCGAUGUGGUCGCAUGA